Molecule: messenger RNA, 10052 nt
Organism: Petromyzon marinus (sea lamprey)
Lineage: Eukaryota; Metazoa; Chordata; Hyperoartia; Petromyzontiformes; Petromyzontidae
Source: RefSeq, a predicted model, not a curated record
UUUAAAUCUAGAAAGAUGAUUCGACCCUGGAAUCGUUGACAUUGAUUACGCCGUCACUGGAUCCGGGUUGCGUCCAGGCUUUGCGAUUGUCGUUUUUCGUCUGGAAUAUUCUGACGUUCAGCCCCGCUUUUUUUUCAUACAACCGCGAGGUUUCCCGCCUUCGACCUCGCAUCCCCUGCGCGCGGGUCUGGGCAGCUCGCCUCGGUUUUUCCUGCCUCGGAGAUCUCGGAGACCGAGUUCUCUUCGUCGUCUCUGGGAGAGGAAUCCGCCGCCUUCGGCCAUGGCGCCUCCUCUGUCUUCACGCACGCGGAGCAGUUCCUCUGCCGCACUGCAGAAGCCAGCACAUGGAGUGGAUAUACUCGCCAGCCUGGCAUUAAUGGGCACCAAUGUUCAUACAGCACGGAUCCACAAUGUCUGCAUGAAGAAGCACCAGAGAACACACACGGGGGAGAAGCCCUUCAAGUGCACUAUGUGUGAGAAGGCAUUUGCACAAUUAAACCAAAUACUCAAACAUCAGCAAACACACAGGGGUGAAACACCCAUAAAGUGUGCUCUGUGUGGAAAAACGUAUGCAAAGUCAUCACAUCUUUACAGACACCAGACAACACACAUGGAUGAGAAGCCCUUCAAUUGCACCGAGUGUGGGAAGUCAUUUAAACGUUUUGAAUCUCUUCAAAGGCACCAGAGAAUACACACAGGCGAGAAGCCAUUUAAAUGCACUGUGUGUGGGAAGGCAUUUCCACAGUCAAUACAUCUUACCAACCACCGAAGAACGCACACAGGCGAGAAGCCAUUCAAGUGCACUGUAUGUGGGACGGCAUUUGCACAAUCGGGAGAUCUUGUCAAACAUCAGCGAAUACACACGGGUGAAAAGCCUUUCAAGUGCACUGUGUGUGGGAAGGCAUUUGCACGGUCAGAAGUUCGAACCAAACAUGAGAAGAUCCACACAGGAGAUAAACCAUUCAAGUGCAUUGUGUGUGGGAAGGCAUUUGCACAUCCAUCACUUCUUAAAAGACACCAGAGAAGUCACACAGGAGAAACACCCUUCAAUUGCACUGUGUGUGGGAAAGCCUUUGCAAAGUCAUCACGUCUUAAAACACAUCAGAGAACACACACGGGAGAGAAACCCUUUAAGUGCACUGUGUGUGGGAAGGCUUUUGCAGAGUCAUCACAUCUUAAAAUACACCAGAGAAGUCACACAGGAGAGACACCCUUCAAGUGCACUGUGUGUGGGAAGGCAUUUGCAAAGUCAUCACAUCUUAAAACACACCAGAGAAUACACACAGGAGAAAAACCCUUCAAGUGCACUGUGUGUGGGAAGGCCUUUGCAAAGUCAUCACAUCUUAAAACACACCAGAGAAUACACACAGGAGAAAAACCCUUCAAGUGCACUGUGUGCGGGAAGGCGUUUGCAGAGUCAUCACAUCUUAAAAUACACCAGAGAAGUCACACAGGAGAGACACCCUUCAAGUGCACUGUGUGUGGGAAGGCCUUUGCAAAGUCAUCACAUCUUAAAACACACCAUAGAAUACACACAGGAGAAAAACCCUUCAAGUGCACUGUGUGUGGGAAGGCCUUUGCAAAGUCAUCACAUCUUAAAACACACCAGAGAACACACACAGGAGAAAAGCCCUUCAAGUGCACUGUGUGUGGGAAGGCGUUUGCACAUUCAUCAGUUCUUAAAAGACACCAGAGAAUACACACAGGAGAAACACCCUUCAAGUGCACUGUGUGUGGGAAUGCCUUUGCACAGUUAUCACAUCUUAAAACACACCAGAGAAGUCACACAGGAGAAACACCCUUCACGUGCACUGUGUGUGGGAAGGCCUUUGCAACGUCAUGUCUUAAAACACACCAGCGAACGCACACGGGAGAGAACCCCUUCAAGUGCACUAAACCAUUCAAGUGCACUGUGUGUGGGAAGGCGUUUGCACAUUCAUCACUUCUUCAGGCCCACCAGAGAAGACAUACAGGAGAGAAACCCUUCAAGUGCACUGUGUGUGGGAAGGCAUUUGCAUGGUCAGCAAUUCUUCAGGGCCACCAGAGAACACACACGGGAGAGAAACCCUUCAAGUGCACUGUGUGUGGGAAGGCGUUUGCAUGGUCAUCACAUCUUAAAAGACACCAGAGAAUACACACAGGAGAAACACCCUUCAAGUGCACUCUGUGUGGGAAGGCGUUUGCAUGGUCAUCAAUUCUUCAGGGCCACCAGAGAACACACACGGGAGAGAAACCCUUCAAGUGCACUGUGUGUGGGAAGGCGUUUGCAUGGUCAUCACAUCUUAAAACACACCAGAGAAUACACACAGGAGAAACACCCUUCAAGUGUACUGUGUGUGGGAAGGCGUUUGCACAUCCAUCAAUUUUUCAGGCCCACCAGAGAACACACACGGGAGAGAAACCCUUCAAGUGCACUGUGUGUGGGAAGGCAUUUGCAAUGUCAUCACAUCUCAAAACACACCAGAGAAUACACACAGGAGAAAUAUCCUUCAAGUGCACUGUGUGUGUGAAGGUCUUUGCACAGUCAUCAAAUCUUAAAAGACACCAGAGAAUACACACAGGAGAAACGCCCUUCAAGUGCACUGUGUGUGGGAAGGCAUUUGCAAUGUCAUCGCAUCUUAAAAUACACCACAGAAGUCACACAGGAGAAACACCCUUCAAGUGCACUGUGUGUGUUAAGACCUUUACACAGUCAUCAAAUCUUAAAAGACACCAGAGAAUACACACAGAAGACACACCCAUCAAGUGCACUGUGUGUGGGAAGGCAUUUGCACAUUCAUCACUUCUUAAAAUACACCAGAUAAUACACACAGGAGAAAGACCCUUCAAGUGCACUGUGUGUGGGAAGGUGUUUGCACGUUCAUCACAUCUUAAAACACACCAGAGAAUACACACAGGAGAAAGACCCUUCAAGUGCACUCUGUGUAGGAAGGCAUUUGCACAUUCAUCACAUCUUAAAACUCACCAGAGAAUACACACAGGAGAAACGCCCUUCAAGUGCGCUGUGUGUGGGAAGGCGUUUGCACGUUCAUCAAAUCUUAAUACACACCAGAGAAUACACACAGGAGAAACGCCCUUCAAGUGCACUGUGUGUGGGAAGGCGUUUGCACGUUCAUCAUAUCUUAAAACACACCAGAGAAUACACACAGGAGAAACACGCUUCAAGUGCACUGUGUGUGGGAAGGCAUUUGCACAGUCAUCACAUCUUAAAAGACACCAGAGAACACACACAAGAGAUAAACCAUUCAAGUGCACUGCAUGUGAGAAAGAAUUUUCACGGUCAUCAUGUCUUAAAAAACACCAGCAAACACACGCAGGAGAAGAACCCUUAAAGUGCACUGUAUAUGGGAAGGGUUUUCGACAAACGGCCCAUUUACACAUUUCGAGGCGUUUGUCAACAGGAGAGAAACCAUUCAAGUGCACUGUGUGUGGGAAAGCGUUUGCACAUUCAUCAAGUCUUCAGGUCCACCAGAGAACACACACGGGAGAGAAACCCUUCAAGUGCACUGUGUGUGGGAAGGCAUUUGCAAUGUCAUCACAUCUUAAAAGACACCAGAGAAUACACACAGGAGAAACACCCUUCAAGUGCACUAUGUGUGGGAAGGCCUUUGCACAGUCAUCACAUCUUAAAACACACCAGAGAAUACACACAGGAGAAACACCCUUCAAAUGCACUGUGUGUGGGAAGGCGUUUGCACAUUCAGCACUUCUUAAAAGACACCAGAGAAUACACACAGGAGAAACGCCCUUCAAGUGCACUGUGUGUGGGAUGGCAUUUGCAAUGUCAUCACAUCUUAAAACACACCAGAGAAUACACACAGGAGAAACACCCUUCAAGUGCAGUGUGUGUGGGAAGGGGUUUGCACAUUCAUCACAUCUUGAAAGACACCAGAGAAUACACACAGGAGAAACACCCUUCAAGUGCACUGUGUGUGGGAAGGCCUUUGCACAGUCAUCAAAUAUGAAAACACACCAGAGAAUACACACAUUAGAAACACCCUUCAAGUGCACUGUGUGUGGGAAGGCCUUUGCACAGUCAUCACUUCUUAAAAGACACCAGAGAAUACACACAGGAGAAACACCCUUCAAGUGCACUGUGUGUGGGAAGGCAUUUGCACAUUCAUCACGUCUUAAAAGACACCAGAGAAAACACACAGGAGAAAAACCCUUCAAGUGUAUUUUGUGUGGCAAGGCAUUUGCACAGUCAUCACAUCUUAAAAUACACCAGAUAAGUCACACAGGAGAGACACCCUUCAAGUGCACUGUAUGUGGGAAGGCGUUUGCAGAUUCAUCAAUUCUUCAGGGCCACCAGAGAACACACACGGGAGAGAAACCCUUCAAAUGCACUGUGUGUAGGAAGGCAUUUGCACAGGUAGGAAAUCUUAAAAGACACCAGAGAACACACACAGGAGAGAAACCAUUCAAGUGCACUGUGUGUGAGAAGGAAUUUUCACGGUCAUCAUAUCUUAAAGAACACCAGCGAUUACAUACAGGAGAGAAACCAUUCAAGUGCACUGUGUGUGGGAAGGCGUUUGCACAUUCAUCAAGUCUUCGGGUCCACCAGAGAACACACACGGAAGAGAAACCUUUGAAGUGCACUGUGUGUGGGAAGGCAUUUGCAAUGUCAUCACAUCUUAAAAGACACCAGAGAAGACACACAGGAGAAACACCCUUCAAGUGCACUAUAUGUGAGAAGGCCUUUGCACAGUCAUCACAUCUUAAAACACACCAGAGAAUACACACAGGAGAAACACCCUUCAAAUGCACUGUGUGUGGGAAGGCGUUUGCACAUUCAUCACUUCUUAAAAGUCACCAGAGAAUACACACAGGAGAAACACCCUUCAAGUGCACUGUGUGUGGGAUGGCAUUUGCAAUGUCAUCACAUUUUAAAACACACCAGAGAAUACACACAGGAGAAACACCCUUCAAGUGCACUGUGUGUGGGAAGGCGUUUGCAUAUUCAUCACUUCUUAAAAGUCACCAGAGAAUACACACAGGAGAAACACCCUUCAAGUGCAGUGUGUGUGGGAAGGCAUUUGCAAAUUCAUCACGUCUUAAAAGACACCAGAGAAUACACACAGGAGAAACACCCUUCAAGUGCACUGUAUGUGGGAUGACCUUUGCUCAGUCAUCACAUUUUAAAACACACCAGAGGAUACACACAGGAGAAAAACCCUUCAAGUGCACUGUGUGUGGGAAGGCGUUUGCAGAUUCAUCACAUCAUAAAAGACACCAGAGAAUACACACAGGAGAAACACCCUUCAAGUGCACUGUAUGUGGGAAGGCAUUUGGAGAGUCAUCAUUUCUUAAAAGCCACCAGAGAAUACACACAGGAGAAAAACCCUUCAAGUGUACUUUGUGUGGGAAGGCAUUUGCACGGUCAUCAACCCUUCAGGGCCACCAGAGAACACACACGGGAGAGAAACCCUUCAAGUGCACUGUGUGUGGGAAGGCGUUUGCAGAGUCAUCACAUCUUAAAAUACACCAGAGAAGUCACACAGGAGAGACACCCUUCAAGUGCACUGUGUGUGGGAAGGCCUUUGCAAAGUCAUCACAUUUUAAAACACACCAGGCAACACACACAGGAGAAACACCCUUCAAGUGCACUGUCUGUGGGAAGGCGUUUGCACAUUCAUCAUAUCUUAAAAAACACCAACGAACACACACAGGAGAAAAACCCUUCAAGUGCACUUGCACUGUGUGUGGGAAGGCGUUUGCACAUGCAUCAAUUCUUCAGGUCCACCAGAGAACACACACGGGAGAGAAACCCUUCAAGUGCACUGUGUGUGAGAAGGCAUUUGCAAUAUCAUCACACCUUAAAACACACCAGAGAAUACACACAGGAGAAACACCCUUCAAGUGCACUGUGUGUGGGAAGGCCUUUGCUCAGUCAUCACAUCUUAAAAGACACCAAAGAAUACACACAGGAGAAACACCCUUCAAGUGCACUGUGUGUGAGAAGGCAUUUGCACAUUCAUCACAUCUUAAAACACACCAGAGAAUACACACAGGAGAAACACCCUUCAAGUGCACUGUGUGUGGGAAGGCUUUUGCACAUUCAUCACAUCUUAAAACACACCAGAGAAUACACACAGGAGAAACACCCUUCAAGUGCACUGUGUGUGGGAAUGCGUUCGCACAUUCAUCACAUCUUAAAACACACCAGAGAAUACACACAGGAGAAACACCCUUCAAGUGCACUGUGUGUGGGAAGGCGUUUGCACAUUCAUCACAUCUUAAAAGACACCAGAGAAUACACACAGGAGAAACACCCUUCAAGUGCACUGUGUGUGGGAAGGCGUUUGCACAGUCAUCACAUCUUAAAACACACGAGAGAAUACACACAGGAGAAACACCCUUCAUGUGCACUGUGUGUGGGAAGGCGUUUGCAUGGUCAUCAAUUCUUCAGGGCCACCAGAGAACACACACGGGAGAGAAACCCUUCAAGUGCACUGUGUGUGGGAAGGCGUUUGCAGAGUUAUCACAUCUUAAAACACACCAGAGAAUACACACAGGAGAAACACCCUUCAAGUGCACUGUUUGUGGGAAGGCAUUUGCACAAUCAUCACACCUUAAAACACACCAGAGAAUACACACAGGAGAGAAACCCUUCAAGUGCACUGUGUGUGGGAAGGUGUUUGCAGAGUCAUCACAUCUUAAAACACACCAGAGAACACACACAGGAGAAACUCCCUUCAAGUGCACUGUGUGUGGGAAGGCAUUUGGACAUUCAUCACACCUUAAAACACACCAGAGAAUACACACAGGAGAAACACCCUUCAAGUGCACUGUGUGUGGGAAGGCGUUUGCACAGUCAUCAUAUCUUAAAAAACACCAGCGAACACACACAGAAGAUAAACCCUUAAAACACUCAGCGGGAGAGAAACCAUUCAAGUGCACUGUGUGUUGGAAGGCGUUUGCACAUUCAUCAAUUCUUCAGGUCCACCAGAGAACACACACGGGAGAGAAACCCUUCAAGUGCACUGUGUGUGGGAAGGCAUUUGCAAAGUCAUCACAUCUUAAAACACACAAGAGUACACACACAGGAAAGAGACCCUUCAAUUGCACUGUGUGUGGGAAGGCGUUUGCACAGUCAUCACAUCUUAAAACACACCAGAGAAUACACACAGGAGAAACACCCUUCAAGUGCACUGUGUGUGGGAAGGCAUUUGCACAUUCAUCACAUCUAAAAAGACACCAGAGAAAACACACAGGAGAAAAACCCUUCAAGUGUACUUUGUGUGGCAAGGCAUUUGCACAUUCAUCAAUUCUUCAGGGCCACCAGAGAACACACACAGGAGAGAAACCCUUCAAGUGCACUGUGUGUGGGAAGGCGUUUCCAGAGUCAUCGCAUCUUAAAAUACACCAGAGAAGUCACACAGGAGAGACACCGUUCAAGUGCACUGUGUGUGGGAAGGCGUUUGCACAUUUAUCAAUUCUUCAGGUCCACCAGAGAAUACACACCGGAGAGAAACCCUUCAACUGCACUGUGUGUGGGAAGGCAUUUGGACAGUUAGGACAUCUUAAAAUACACCAGAUAACACACACGGGAGAGAAACCCUUCAAGUGCACUGUGUGUGAGAAGGAAUUUUCACAGUCAUCAUAUCUUAAAAAACACCAGAGAACACACACAGGAGAGCAACCCUUCAAGUGUACUUUGUGUGGCAAGGCAUUUCUAACGUCAUCAAAUCUUAAAACACACCAGAGAACACACACGGGAGAAAAACCCUUCCAAUGUACAUUGUGUGGCAAGGCAUUUGCACGGUCAUCACAUCUUAAAAUACACCAGAGAAGUCACUCAGGAGAGACACCCUUCAAGUGCACUCUGUGUGGGAAGGCGUUUACACAGUCAUCAUAUCUUAAAAGACACCAGAGAAUACACACAGGAGAAACACCCUUCAAGUGCACUGUGUGUGGGAAGGCAUUUGCACAUUCAUCACAUCUUAAAAGACACCAGAUAAAACACACAGGAGAAAAACCCUUCAAGUGUACUUCGUGUGGCAAGGCAUUUGCACAGUCAUCCGUUCUUCAGGGCCACCAGAGAACACACACGGGAGAGAAACCCUUCCAGUGCACUAUGUGUGGGAAGGCGUUUGCAGAGUCAUCGCAUCUUAAAAUACACCAGAGAAGUCACACAGGAGAGACACCCUUCAAGUGCACUGUGUGUGGGAAGGCGUUUGCACAUUCAUCAAUUCUUCAGGUCCACCAGAGAACGCACACCGGAGAGAAACCCUUCAAGUGCACUGUGUGUGAGAAGGAAUUUUCACAGUCAUCAUAUCUUAAAAAACACCAGAGAACACACACAGGAGAGCAACCCUUCAAGUGUACUUUGUGUGGCAAGGCAUUUAUAACGUCAUCAAAUCUUAAAACACACCAGAGAACACACACGGGAGAAAAACCCUUCAAGUGUACUUUGUGUGGUAAGGCAUUUGCACGGUCAUCACAUCUUAAAAUACACCAGAGAAGUCACUCAGAUAAAGAAGUUCAAUUGCAUUCACAGGCCUUUCCCAUUACAAGGGUUUAACUUACAAGUAGUCAAGAGGCAGCGUGAAGCUGGAGGAGGCUGCAAACUGAGUGAAAUGAAACCCAGCAGUUUGUGGAGGUGGACUUUUUGGAGGAUGCAGAGUAGAAGCGGCCAGCAUGUGUGAAUUUGGAGGUUGGGUAGAUCUGUAAGCAGGAGUGGGAGACAAAAAAUCUCCAUAGCGUUCAACGUGUUAUAAUAUUUUGAUUGAUAAUUGGCGCUUGCAUAAAUGUUUUAUUUCUUUCUCACUGUACGUAGCCAAUAUUGCUAAUCAAAGGUGAAAUGCUUCAGCAACUAACAGUGGCUUGUAUCAUUUGAUCUCAAUAGUUGUGGUACAAGGUGACUCAAUACCGACCUGCACGUGGACAUGAGUCUGCCAGUUGGGUGGAGCGAUGAUUGAUGUGUAACCCCAGUUGAGUAAUUUGUGGCUCAUCUUUCGAAUCUGGCAAAUUUUGACUGAUACCAUGAAUGUUGAACAUCCACUGUUAAGCAGAUGGUGCGUAUUCUUGGUCAAUAUUGCUGCAGUAAUCAUGAGGGCUGCCGGACAGAUGUGAACUGUGAACCUCUUAACAAAUAUCAACCAUGCUAUCACUUGGCUUCUAGCAUUCUAAGAAUGCAUGCAGGUGUAGUCAUCAUCCAUUCAGAGAUCGGUGUACAGUAGAUGCAAUGUAAUGUGAUGCAGUAUAUUUCAAUGCAAUAAUUAAAUGUUGGCGAUGUAUCUCUUGAUAAUUUAGAGUUGUAAUUUUAACACGUAUGAUCUUAUUCUGAGCAUAUACAGCAAAAUCUCUUAUCCAGCAUCCAUGGGGAAUCGAGAGUGCCCGUUCAUCAAAUAUGCCGGUUAUCUGAGGUAUACUUUAUGGUUCAGCAAAUUUCUGAAGUAUAAAAAAAAUUCAAGGAAGCAAUUAAGCAUACAUUUCAACUAUGAUAUGAAAAAUAAUUUACUUUUACAGAGGUACCAGUCAUUUGUAGAGCAGCAGUGGUGCUGUAUAGAUUACAGUGUACAGUAGUGCAGUACUGUAUGUACAAGUACAGUGAAACAAUUAGGUUCGGUAGCCCACAACACGAUCACAAUGGCGGAUUGCAAUUGCGACUCCAUUAGCGCCACCACUGACCAACAUCAUGAAGCACGCUCCAAGAUGCCAGAAUUUUUCCCGAUACGUGAAGGAAUAUUUAUAUUGCCGCUUUUGUCAAGAUGCCAGUUAAUAGAGCAUUCCGGAUGGUGAAGUACGUGAUAGCAGAGAUUUUGCUGUACGUACCAUUUCGUAUACAACGGUCAAAAAUGGAAUGUCCUAACUAGACGAACAUUUGUUUUGACAGUAACCUGUGUGGAACAUUUACAUGACUGCUGUUGUUCAUGUGAUACAGGGUCAAAGGUAUUUUUUGUAGCUUAGGAAGCAUAUUCCUCAACUCAUUGUCUUCGAAAUCACGAAUCUAGUAUAUACAAGGAAAAACACUGAAAAGUUACAUGAAUGAGAUUUUCUCCACAACGCUAAUUAUGUUAUCUUGCCUAUAAACGUAUUUUUUUGUCUGC